Chanos chanos (milkfish) is the source of this 2746-nucleotide messenger RNA. RefSeq names its product proline-rich nuclear receptor coactivator 1 (gene pnrc1). The record is from RefSeq and is a predicted model, not a curated record. Bases 732 to 1604 code for a protein of 290 amino acids. The transcript is spliced from 2 exons. NCBI's taxonomy places the organism in Eukaryota, Metazoa, Chordata, Actinopteri, Gonorynchiformes, Chanidae.
AGUGUUAGCAACGCGGACAUCAGCCCCCACAUUUAUUCGGACUUUGGUUCACUCAAAUUAGUGAUCAGCUGCAAUGAUCUGUAACGGCCGACGUCGAGUUGUUUGAUCACAGACAGACACGGACUCUUUCACUGGCAUUAGUGCAUUCUACGUAUUAGUUAAUUUGCGGACAACCCUUUUUGUGGAUACCAGAUAGACGAAGUUGAACUUAUUUCAGUAGCCGACUAACCUAUAUACUUUAGUUAAGUUGAAGUUAUUAGGCAAGCUUAAAUCGUUGUUUUUGACACCGGGACGAAAAAUCUAAUUUAUAUCCACUCUCUUGUUUUCCUUUGUGUUGAACGGUGGGCGUGCUCUUUCUCGCUAGUUUCUGCCAGGAAGUUACAAUCCUCUGCGCCAUUUUCAGGACACGGUUCUGCGCCAUCUCAAAUCAAACUUCUGGACUGUUUCUGUCAACACAGCACAGCAGCUCACCCAUUGCUCGAAUCGACCACAGAGCAUAACAGAAGAAAACGACGAAAACUGAUUUACACUGCGGAGACAACGUCGAAUAACACUUGGACUGACGACCAUUUUUACUUGGUGAAAAUACUGUUAGCUAGCUAAAGACAGCGAUAGCUAGCCACCCUCUUACCUGUUUGAGUAGCAGUGUUCAGUGCUUACAAAUUUACUUUAGCUAACAAUUAAGUUGGCUACUUAACUUAGUAUUGAAUAUCAAAUUGAGUCAAUUGUUUAUGUAUCCUCCUUUGCCACUCGUUGGUGAAUUCAAAGACAUGAUUGGCGAAUCUCUCUGUCAUCACAUUGAAUCAAGCAUCGACAACGUCGAAAACAACAGACCUUCAACCAACCUAAACAAAUCACGGCAAGCCCUUUUUAAGAAAGGAAGCCGCAGAGCGAGGUCAUCAGCAUCCGAUGUGCAGAACAAAAACCACCAAACCCUGCACCAGCAUCAGAAACAUUCAGGUUUGCUGAGAAGUAAUCAGGUGCGGUUAGCAGACAUCAACAACAACCACACCACUAUCAAGACCAGCUCAAAAUCCCCAAUCCAGACAAAUCUAACUCUCGAGUUUUCAACAACCAGGACUCCAGGGAGUGUGGUAACACAUUUCAAACCAGGGACUAAAAAAGAGCUCCUAAAAUCAAAAGCAGGGAAGCUCGAGCGAGCGAGCCAGCCAAGUGGGCCUUCGGUUCACAGCUUCAAUAAAAACGAGCAGACUGCACAGAAUUUGAAUGUACGGAGUCAGAGGAGCAGAUACAGCAAUGUGCGAAGCAGCGCUCCGUCUUCAAAGAAGUGUGAGAACAGCUCGCACCGGAAUUCUUCGUCACCCGUCCAGUUCAGUCGCAAAGACGGGAAAAAGCCUUUGCACCAAGCGCAGAGUGUCAAGAUUGUGAAUGUAUACUCAGCUGAGCCUACACAAGAAGACAACCUCAAGGAUGGGGAAAAAACCUAUGCAGGAGCAAAGUUCAGUGAACCCCCCUCCCCAAGUGUGCUUCCCAAACCACCCAGCCACUGGGUCGGUGAGAAAACCCCCCAAAAUUCUGACAACAGCCGGGAGCAAAUGACCGUUCAUUUGAAAACUCUGCUGAAAGUUCAAGCAAAACCAUGACCCCCUCACUUCAGAAAUCAAGAAUUUUGAACUCAAAUUGUUACCCAAAUACCUUACAAGCACUGCAGACAAUUUGGUAGCACACAAUUGGACUUUGAAAGAACACUGGAAACUGAUGUUGUUGCAACAGGAAGUCUUUGAGUUUUGACUGUAAUGAAAUAUGUCUUGCAAUUGUGUGAAAAAAGCGGCCUUGUGUUAAACGAAUUUUUAAAUGAACUUGUGUAAAUGUAAAUAUUUGUAUUACAUGUAAUAUAUGUGUAUAUUUUUUCAUGUUUAUUUUAACAGAAGUAAAAUAUAGUUUUGUUACUGAAGCUUACACGGAGGUAUAUCGGGAUCACGUGUUCUCUAAAGUGUUCCAUUGAUAGGCUGCAGUACCCAUUUGGAAUACAUUGCAUGUAAGAGGGUUCGCUUAUGAAAUUUGCACAAGACUGAAAACCAACACGGGUCCCUUAAGUAGAGGGAAAUGGAGAAUCUGCGUGGCACUGAAAGGUUCUGUGAACCUCAAAGCAGCGUUGCAUAGCUGCUGUGCUGAAGUGCACUAAUCUAAGGAGCCCUCGUUGUUCCAGACUGUCUCGGCAGGACCCAGAGUUAGACGACAGAGCGACGGAUCGGAAGUCUCUUAAGUUCAAGGAUUCACUCACGUAUGUGGAACUGUGGCUACAGAACAGACAAAAUGAACUCAAUUCCAAAAGGACCCCCCCCCCCUUUGAGCACUGAUAUUUCAUUUCCGAUCAAUGACAAAGAGACCUGUUUGUUUCAUUCUUUUUUUAUCAUUAUUAUUUUGUUGCAUUUGCUACUUUGCCACAGAUUUGACAGUUUGGGAAUCCUUUACACUAAGACUGAUGUUUACUAUGAGGUUUGUGAUGGGUUUAAUGUUUCAAGGACAGUCGAAGGACAUUUGUUACGUAGAGAGCUAGGCAGCUACCAGCUUCAUGUUAUUUCCUUUGACUAUGUUUUCACACAUUUGUAGACAUUAUUACAUUACCAAAAUUCAACACUUUUGUUGCAACAAUAAUUGUUUUAAACUUUGUGUCCAGUCUUAAAAAGAAAAAAAAGAAUCAGUCCCAUUUGACAAUUGGACAAGAAAACGUUACAGACGUUUUUAUCUAAACUAUGAAAAUAAAGAAAUUGGCAACCCCCCA